AUGGAGGCAUAUGAGAAUGCACGGAUCUACAUAGAGAAGACUAAGGCAUUCCAUGAUCACCAUAUCUGCAAGAAAGAUUUUCAAGAGGGUGACGAAGUUCUUCUAUACAACUCAAGGCUCAGAUUCAUGCCCGAAAAGUUCCGUUUAUGGUGGGAUGGUCCCUUUAGAGUAAAGGAGGUGAAGCCCUAUGGUGUGGCCAAGCUAUUCCACCCUCAAAGUGGUGCAACAUUCAAAGUGAACAUCCACAGGGUAAAGAAAUAUCAUGGCUACAAGUCCCCAAGGGAAGUGGAGGUGUUCUUACAUGAAGAUGCACCUGGAAGAGGAGAAGUUUAA
This is a messenger RNA of Arachis duranensis, 333 nucleotides long. RefSeq lists its product as uncharacterized. NCBI's taxonomy places the organism in Eukaryota, Viridiplantae, Streptophyta, Magnoliopsida, Fabales, Fabaceae. The record is from RefSeq and is a predicted model, not a curated record. Bases 1 to 333 code for a protein of 110 amino acids. The transcript has a single exon.